This is a messenger RNA of Epithele typhae, 3384 nucleotides long. RefSeq names its product N1221-domain-containing protein. Lineage: Eukaryota; Fungi; Basidiomycota; Agaricomycetes; Polyporales; Epitheliaceae. Gene Ontology annotation, cellular component: cytosol. The transcript is spliced from 19 exons. Bases 1 to 3384 code for a protein of 1127 amino acids. The record is from RefSeq and is a predicted model, not a curated record. Gene Ontology annotation, biological process: cytoskeleton organization.
AUGGUACCGCUCCAGCUCUCCUCGCACAGAAUUCCCGCUGAUGCCCUGUCUCCGCAGCAAGUCGGUCUUGACUCAAUUACGCUCGGCCAGCUCAAGGCCAUGGUCGGCUCUGCACCAAAGCCCAAGCAAUCAUUCUAUGAUUUCCGAUAUUAUGACGAGGACACCGUAAUGAACGAGAUUGAGGAGUUUUAUUCGUAUGCCGAGCUGCCCCAGGUCGCUGAGAACCUCAGGGCCUGGGAUGGCUCCUACCCUGGAGAAUGGACCACCAGCCCGAUCGCACAGCGCAAAGCCCAUGUCGAAGUUCUCCUCGAAAGUUUGGAGCACCGCGACGCCGAGAUCCGGUUCACAAACGCCCGCCGUCUGUUCUAUAUCCUCCAAGGUCAGUCUCAUUGUGCCCUGCACCUUCGCGGAGACGACCUCGCCCGAGAUCAGCUCCACUGGAUAAUCGAGAACUGCAAAAUCGUCAAAGACGCGAAUGGCCUCAGUAACAUCAUCGAGGCCAUCAAGAUUGCGAGCUCAAAACAUGACCUACUAUGUAGUUUAUCGGAUGCGGAUGCCGCACAUUUCAACAUCUCGUCACAGGAGAAGGCGGAUUUCAUGGAAGAAGUGACUACGGAAUUAUCCGUGUACCUAGGCAUGUUAUAUCACAUGGUCGAGGUAUUCAAAACACAGGAUGACUUUGCGGACGAGCUGAUGAGCUUGGAGCCACCUUUGCCCGUUUAUCUGUUCAACAUUGUAUCGGGCCUAAGAGACAAAAGCGCCAAGGGGUAUCCUGUGAAGAAACUGCUGCUCAUCCUCUGGAAAACACUCCUCACGUGCUGUGGCGGCCUCCGUGAGCUUGCGAAUGUGAAGCGGCUGACUCGAGAGCUCGCGGGUCUCUCGCCAGUGGCUGACGAAGCCGCUCCAAUCAAGGCGUCACCCAUUGACCUGGAGAUGUUCCGUCAGGAAAUCUCCAUGAAGUACCCCACCUUCAACCCGAACGCUGUGAAGGUCCCCGCCGCCGUGCCUGUGGACACCUCCAAACUCUCCCAUGCGUACGCGCCUAUCCCGGUCCGUCACCACUAUGAGCACGAUGGUGGUGACUCGCAGCACCAGGAUCAAACGCACAGCGGCAUGCAACACUACGGCGGAUCGCAGCCAGGCUCCUCGUUCCGUGCCAUGCCGCAGCCUGCUACGCCUGCGCCUUCGCCCCCUCCGUCCCCCAAGCCCAAGAAGCAACAGUUCCAGACAGACCAGAGCCGGCCGUUCUUGUUCCCGUUCUCGCGGAGUCGCAUCGGCUACAAUGACUCUCGCCUCGUCCCAUUCGCCAUCGACGAGGCGGAUAAGCUCUACUCCAAACACAUGUACGUCAGUCUCUCCCUCUGGCAGAUGUGGCGGACCCGCGAGGAGUGCAUGACGGUCGAGAGCGGCCUCGAAUACCUCCCGGGCGCCGGGCGCCCCUCCGAACCUAAGAUCCCUGCUAUCUCGCCGUCGCAAGACGAAGAUGCCGCCGAGAAACUGCCCGACGUCGCGCUAUUAGAUAUCAAGAUAGUGGAGGCGGAAAAGAUGAUCGCGGAAGGCGAAACGGGCGCGGACAAACGCCGCGCGAUGGAACGCCGAGAGGCCCUGGUACGCCUGAAGAGAGUUGAGCAGAUCUAUGUGAGCUUCGCUUCCAAUUUGGGUUCGGCCACAACGCCCAUUCCUCCGCCAGGGAGCCGUCCUCCCCGUUCUUCGGGAUGGGUGCUCGUUCUGCUCAAGCUUCUUUUGGCAACUGUUUCGACGGCGAACAAUGGUGCCCCGCCUCCUGCGGCCGCAGGCUUCCCCCCGGGAGUAGUUUCACUUCUGAUAAGGCGCGCAGCGCUGGAGCAGAUGCCACCCAAGCCCGCUACUCUCGAUGAAACCGAUGUCACGAGGCACCGUGAAGUGACCUCCAAGGCGCUUCUGCUGGACACCAACUGCCUCCUGCUCAUUCUGAAAAUAUUCGGCCUUCAGGAGGUCUCUACGGCUAUUGUCUCCAAGGCUGACAGCCCCGAGCACAACUUCUUCCGCUACUGUCAAACGCGGUUUGCGCGGCGGACCGAGUCCGGCGUUGGUAUAGACGAUCACAUGCAGCGCGCGUCUCGCCAGACGAUUGUGCGGACGACCACCCUUCCCAAUGGGCAGAAGCACGAUGAGGAGGUCGACAUGCUAACCGACUUCUCCUGGCGCAAUUUCUUCUCCACCAUCAACUUCGCGAAAAUUAUGCAGAAGCUGUCGAAGCACCGCUCACAUCGCAUACGAAUGCUCGUGCAGUACAAGAGCUCAGCGGUGUUGAAGCGGAUACUGAAGGUGCAGCACCCCUUGCUGCAGCUGCAUGUCCUGAAGCUCAUCAAGAGCCAAGUCCCCUUCUGUGGGCGGAAGUGGCGGCAAUCGAACAUGCAGGUCAUCACGGCAAUCUAUCUGAAUUGCAGGCCCGACCUCCGAGACGAGUGGUUGACGGGCAUUGAGGUCGACGACGUGUACGACGCGCAGGCGCAAGAACAAGCUUUACGCCAUCUCGUGAAGUUCUACAACAACAAGCGGUACGGCGUACAGGCGACUGUGCAAACCGGGGGCGCGCACCGCCGCGCGGCGAGCAUGUCCCACCACCUUGAGGGCCUCCACCCCGGCCCGGAGUUGUCAGGCAUGCUCCGCCCAGUGCAGACGCCAAACACGGUCGACGCGGACGUAUUCCCGCCGCUGCGCGCGAACACGGCCGAGCCGUCCAUCUUCCUGCCGUACGUGACGGAGGACAUCGCGUUCGAGGAGGAGUACGAGGAGUACCUCCGCUGGUCUGAGGAGACCGCCGGCGACGGCGCGGGCGCGAGCGCGUGGGCGCGCCUCCCCGACCUCGUGCACGACAUCGCGGACAACAUUUCGGACAGCGAGAGCAUCGCGAGCAUCGGCGAGCUCAACGAGGAGGCGCGCCUGCUCGAGUCUGGCGGCGAGAAGCGCGACGGCCCGGACGAGAACGUCAACAACUGGGAGCACAUGAGCCCGAAGACGAUGGCUGCGCUUGCGAAGUCGCCCUCUGCGCACGGACGCCGGUCUAGCUCUGGCAGCGGCGGUUUGCGGCCCGUGAUGCCGUUCGAGCUCGAGAGCGGCCCCGCCAUCGAGGACGACGAUGACGACGAGGAAGAGCUCGGGCCGAUGCCGCGUGAACCUGGAGCGUUCCAGUCUGGCGGAGGCGUUGAUGAAGUGGAGUAUGCGUAUGGGGUAAAACGUCGCAACUUGUUGACCUCAUACGGGCUCAGCAGCGGGCGCGCGAACGCGUACCCCCAGUCGAUCGACAGCCGCGGGCACGACGUCUGCACGAACGCUGCCAGGUGCGGCCCGAAGAGCGCGAGCUUCGCCGGCGCGAGCUCAGAAAGGAGGAUGGGGACGUAA